UCAAUGUUCCUGUCAUUUGACAUAUUCAUAGUGAAUCUGAAGUAUUUAGAUACAUGCGAUAAGUACACUUCGCCCGUGUAUUUUCUUUCGAACUUGACCUCGCUAGUCUAUCGAAGUCCUCUAAUGGUGAUUCUCUAAUAAUUCGAUUUCAUUCAUCGACUAUCUUAAAAAAACAUCAAUUAAAAAAUGGCUGUAGCUAUCAGGACAUUUUCAAAGUUUACAGCAAAUUGUGGAAAUUUAUUACGAACGCAAAUAAGGUUUAAUUAUGUAGAUACUAGGAAAAAUUUAAAAAUUGAUUCCAAUACCAAAGUUAUAUGUCAGGGUUUCACUGGUAAACAAGGGACAUUUCAUUGUCAACAAGCCAUUGAAUAUGGUACUAAAAUAGUAGGUGGUGUCAAUCCUAAAAAAGCCGGUUCAGAACAUCUUGGGAAACCAGUCUUCAAAACUGUGAAAGAGGCAAAACAAGCUACGGGUGCUUCUGCAACUGUUAUUUAUGUUCCUCCUCCUGCUGCAGCUGCAGCUAUUUUGGAGGCAAUAGAUGCUGAAAUACCACUAAUUGUAUGUAUUACAGAAGGUAUUCCACAACAUGAUAUGGUGAAAGUUAAAAGACGACUUUUGGAGCAAAACAAAUCUCGUUUAAUUGGUCCAAAUUGUCCAGGAAUAAUAGCUCCAGAGCAGUGCAAAAUAGGUAUUAUGCCGGGACAUAUACAUCAAAAAGGAAAAAUUGGUAUUGUGUCAAGAUCAGGAACAUUAACAUAUGAGGCUGUAAAUCAAACAACCCUUGCUGGUCUUGGGCAAACACUCUGUGUUGGUAUUGGUGGUGAUCCAUUUAAUGGAACAGAUUUUAUUGACUGUUUGGAUGUCUUCCUUAGGGAUCCAGAUUGUGAUGGUAUUAUAAUGAUUGGUGAAAUUGGUGGUAGUGCAGAAGAAUCAGCAGCGGAAUAUCUCAUUCAGCAUAAUACUGUUGGUUGCUCUUCUAAGUUAUUGGGAAGUAAAGCUAAACCAGUAGUAUCGUUUAUUGCUGGUAUUACUGCUCCACCCGGCCGAAGAAUGGGUCAUGCUGGGGCUAUCAUAUCAGGGGGCAAAGGAGGUGCGCAAGAUAAAAUUAAUGCGCUCGAAAAGGCUGGUGUAAUAGUUUCAAGGAGUCCGGCGCAAAUGGGAAAUGAACUGUUAAAAGAAAUGACACGUCUUGGCUUGGUCUGUAAUUAAAGCACACGUCACUAUAAAUAUACAUAUGUAGUUUGCCUCAUAUGGAUGUAUCUUCAUACAAUAAAUUGAAAGUAUAAAUAAUGCUAGGGUCAUCUAAGAAAAAAAAAAAAAUGAUAUAACGUAUUGAAAAUGUGCAAUUUGAAAAUUUAUUAAAUCAAUGACUUAAAAUAAUGUUCAUCGAUAUUGCGAGAUUGCUCUAUUACUUUAUUCCUAAAGAGAAAACUUACAAAGAAAUAUGAAUACUCUGUUGAAAAACUAAAUUUAUUUUAAUAUUGUACAGUAUUUAGAAAAUAUUUUUACUGAUAUAGCUUUUAUUUCAACAAUUAGUAAUUGUCCAAAGAUGCUAUAAAAUGUAUCUAACAAUAACUGCCAUUAUUCUUCGUUACCAUUUUUCUUAAUAAGAAAUUAAUUAAUAAAUUUUUCUAUGCUACUACAUCAUAAUUUUAAGGAACAGUUAAUUCUUAUUAUAUUGUUGUAAAUUAUAUUAAAGCUAUAUCUUGUAAUUGUUGUUGUAAUAAAUAAUUAAAGCUGUUGUAUAUCCAUAUUAUAAAACAUUAAAAAUCUAAAUAUAUAUUAAACAAAAUAUCAA
Molecule: messenger RNA, 1798 nt
Organism: Frieseomelitta varia
Lineage: Eukaryota; Metazoa; Arthropoda; Insecta; Hymenoptera; Apidae
Gene: Scsalpha1
Product: succinate--CoA ligase [ADP/GDP-forming] subunit alpha, mitochondrial
Exons: 7
Coding region: 187-1209 (340 amino acids)
Biological process (GO): tricarboxylic acid cycle
Cellular component (GO): mitochondrion; succinate-CoA ligase complex (ADP-forming)
Molecular function (GO): succinate-CoA ligase (ADP-forming) activity; succinate-CoA ligase (GDP-forming) activity
Source: RefSeq, a predicted model, not a curated record